AUGGCUGGGAAUCAAGAAAAAUUGAGGGCUUUUAGACUUAUUCUAACAGUUGUAUCGAGCUUUCUGUUGGCUUCAAUAUUUGUUUCUGCUGAAGGAAGCAGCUUAAAGCAGAAGUUUUUAGCACAUAAUGCAAACGGAUUUUCACAUUCUGAUUUAGAAGUUUUAACAAAUUAUCAGAAUUUUACACGGCAAGCCAACAAAUCUGGGUACCAGCACGUUUGGCCGGAUUUUGUUCUUAGGUUUCUUUGUAGGUUGUUGAGUCCUGGAGGGCUAUCAGUUGGUUCGAUGGAAGCAUUAACAAGUGUUGUUAAUUGCAUGCCUCUAUGUGAACUUCUAAUCGGAGAUAUCCAUAUGACCAGAAAAGAGUAA
Molecule: messenger RNA, 369 nt
Organism: Fraxinus pennsylvanica
Lineage: Eukaryota; Viridiplantae; Streptophyta; Magnoliopsida; Lamiales; Oleaceae
Source: the annotation of a GenBank genome assembly